Messenger RNA from Archocentrus centrarchus (flier cichlid), 5857 nucleotides. It is a transcript of the gene ppp1r9a, whose product is annotated as protein phosphatase 1, regulatory subunit 9A. Gene Ontology annotation, molecular function: actin filament binding. Bases 513 to 3953 code for a protein of 1146 amino acids. Lineage: Eukaryota; Metazoa; Chordata; Actinopteri; Cichliformes; Cichlidae. Gene Ontology annotation, biological process: neuron projection development; actin filament organization; calcium-mediated signaling. The record is from RefSeq and is a predicted model, not a curated record. Gene Ontology annotation, cellular component: postsynaptic density; dendrite; cytoplasm. The transcript is spliced from 20 exons.
UUGGAUUAGUUAAAAAUGCCAUUGGCAACAUGGAGAAAAAUAGACCUCCCUUCCUCUAAUGGCUCCAGCUAACUGAGGCCUCUAACUAGCACACAAGAGAGGGGUGUCCUUUAGUUCUGUUGAGUCAGAGCUUCAUGUGCAAAUGUAGUCUGGGUCAGGGGGAAUGCAUGUGCUUCUUUGGUGUUUAGCGGGGAAACACAGAAAACAAGGAUUUCUACUGUCCUGGUAUUCUGCCUGUGAUGAGUUUGAGCCUCGAUCUAUGCUCAGACAUGGAAGUGAAAGUCGCUGGUGUCACAACAAGCAGAAGGCGACGGUUAAGGACAAGGGCAGGCGCGAAACAGCCGGUUUCCAUCCUCGAGCGUGCUACAAAUGUAUGAAUGGGCCUAAAGAACUAUAACAACAGCUGGGUCAGACUGAGUGACACUGCAGUAGGUCAAACAAGAAACCUCACUUCGGCGUUCUAAUGUGGCCACGGCAAUGCUGACAUCCCCUCUGAAUCCAAAGGCAUCAUCAUGCUGAAGACGGAGGCCUCGGGGGAGAGGACCAGCCUCCGAAGUGCCUCCCCCCACCGUAAUGCCUACCGGGCUGAGUUUCAGGCACUCAAGAAGGCCUUCGACCAGCCUCGGAUCGAUGGAGACUCAAAGCCCAAAGAUCUCGAGCGGGUGAAACAGCCGAGGGGGCGCCAAUAUGGCAGCCACGUCAGUCGCAUUAAGGACAUGUUCAUGCAGAUGGGUUCAGAGAAUGCGGCAGCUAAGACUAGGAGUCGUGACGAAUCCUCGUCACAAAAACUGGUGAAGCCCACAAAUUUCAUCAACAAGUCUGAUGGAUCAGUGAUAAAACUUCAGCAUUCCUCAUCAGCUGAAAGGAUUGGAGGUGCCGGGGCAAAGUUCUCAGAAACCAGGAAGCUUUUUGAACAACAGUCACGUGACCAGUCCCAAUCACCAGUGUUUCCCUACGGCCGUGAUAAAAGGGGUUCCCAUGAGCACCUCGAUGACUGGCGAGGGGCAAGGUCCAACCGAGGCAGUACAGACUCAUUGGAUUCUCUGUGCUCCAGAACAGAAGCAUCCUCACCAACUGUCAGUCAACUCAGUGCUGUUUUUGAAAAUGCCGACCACCAGAACCAGGGGGUUUCAUACAGAGGAGUCGGCAGACGAGCCCUCUACUCACCCGACGGAUUCCACCGCCACGGUGGGGAUGUCAGUGAGGAUGAUUCUCGACAGUCCCCAGUACGUGGAACCUACCGGAACAGGAUAGGGGGCAAGUUACCCACAUCCUCGUCUUCUGAGGACCUUCUGAGCCCCAGUCCUGGAUUGGAGACUUCAGAACGCAAACAAGAUGCUCCACAAAAGGAAGAAACCCAAGACAAGGCUGGAGAGGCUACAGCAGCAGAAGGACAGGGAUUGUCGGGUGCUUCCACCAAUGGAAACCAGAUUAAUGGCUCUUGUGAAGAAGAGGAGAAACCUUCAGACACAACAAAACAUAUUGAGGAUCUAGGAGUCUCUAGAUCCUCAAAACCUACACACGGUGCUGUAAUUACAAACAAAGCUUUAGAGCAUGCCACUCAUGAGCCGCUGCCGACCACCGAGGAAAGCCAAGAGAACAGGGAUUCUUCAAAGGAAGAAAAAUCUUCCAAGGACCAGAUGGAAGAGCCUGAUGAGGAAUACACUGGGAACGAGCGUGUGAUUUUUAAUGCAGAUGGAGACGCCUGUUACCAGGGUUGGGGGGAAAGCUGCACGGAUCCCGAGGAUGACCUCUACGGUGACGAUGAGGAGGACAUUGUCUAUGACCCGGGCUCUGAUCUGACAGAGAUUCCUGGUCUUCCGGAAGAAAACAAAGAGGACAUCCCUCCGAAGAGGAAGAUUCGCUUCAGCUCUGCUCCUAUUACAGUGUUUAACACCUACUCCAAUGAAGACUACGACCGACGUAAUGAGGAGGUGGAUCCUGUGGCCUCCUCUGCCGAGUAUGAGUUGGAGAAGAGGGUGGAGAAACUGGAGCUGUUCCCUGUGGAGCUAGAGAAAGAUGAAGACGGCCUGGGGAUCAGUAUCAUUGGGAUGGGUGUUGGUGCUGACGCAGGCCUGGAGAAACUGGGCAUCUUUGUGAAGACUGUCAUUGAGGGUGGAGCUGCUGAGAGAGAUGGCAGAAUCAAGGUGAAUGACCAGAUUGUGGAGGUGGAUGGGACCAGUCUGGUGGGCGUCACCCAGAGCUUUGCUGCCUCAGUCCUCAGGAACACAUCUGGAGUUGUCCGGUUUGUGAUCGGCCGAGAGCGUCCAGGUCAGCAGAGUGAGGUGGCCACGCUCAUCCAGCAGACCCUGGAGCAGGAAAGGAGACAGAGAGAACUACUAGAGCAGCAGUAUGCCCACUAUGACGCCGAUGAUGAUGAGCAGACAGGAGAAUACGCCACAGAUGAAGAGGAGGCAGGAACGACAGCUACAGAAGGGGAGAAGAGCAUCGAAGUAUUUGACUUACCAGAGACAGAGGAUAUCUUGUCUCCGUCAGAGUUGGACGCCACUAAACUCUACCAGAAGUUCAGAGAGCUCCAAAUCAAACACACAGUGACCGAGGCCGAGAUCCAGAAGCUAAAAAACAAGCUGGCGUCAGUGGAGCGAGAAAAGCAGCGCUGGGAGAAGGAGAAGAGCCAGCUGAAGGCCAGCAUUGAGGAGAACAAGGAAAGGAUGUUGAAGCUGGAGAGCUAUUGGAUUGAAGCACAGACCCUCUGCCACACCGUCAACGAACACCUGAAGGAGGCCCAGGCCCAGUACCAGGCUCUGGAGAAGAAGUAUAACAAAGCCAAGAAGCUCAUCAAAGACUUCCAGCAGAAAGAGGUGGAAUUCAUCCAGAAGGAGGAUGCAGAGAGGAGGCGGCUGGAGGAGGCUGAGAAAGCUCACCUGGCUGAGAUCCAGGGACUGCAAGUCAGGAUUGCAACAUUAGAGUCUGAGCUAAUGCAGCUGAUGAAGCAGAACGGUAUCCAGGUCAACAACAACAACAGCAAUAGUUCUGAGAGGCUCGGCGCUCAGCAGCGCAGCCCGAACAGAGCUUCAACACAAGCCAGAGACCUGAGGGAGGGCUCCCCCCACUCACCCAGCAAAAUGAAGGGCUAUGGAGGAGUUCCCAGAGACAGCAUGUGCUCCACAGAAGGAGAGAUCUUUGAAGGUCAUGGGAGUCCAUCCCACAGCCGCUCGGGUUCAAUUUGUAGUGUGGCUUCUUGUGAUGGAGGAGUGCCAGCACUUAGGGUCCCUGGCAGUGCAGAGGGCUCCCCCAGAAAAACACUCCACGGUUCUCAGUCUCCGAGCCCUUCUUAUAGUUUGGAGGAGCAGAGACAAGCUCUGGACCCUGGGUCCUCCCUCAGGAAAACCAAAGUGAAGGACAAAGAUCCCAGAGCCUCACCUGGAAACAGCUCCACAGACCCGUCAGCAGAGGACAGUCCAGAGAAACUCAAGGCCAAGGCACCCACUUUGUGUGAUGAUCUGAGUGCCAGCAGCAGCAGCUCAGUGGAGAUCAGCGGUCUGCUCAGUGAAGCCAAGAUGUCGGGACACUCACACACUCUGGUGCUCUCCUCAGAUGAGAGUCUGGAUAUGAUAGAUGAUGAGAUCCUUGAUGAGGGGCAGCUUUUAAAGCAGUGCCAGUGGCAGAACCGCAGCAUUACAGAGUGGACUUCCCAGCAAGUGGCCCGCUGGCUCAUGGGUCUCAACUUAGAACACCAUAUCCCAGAAUUCACUGCCAAAAAUGUAGAUGGAGCGCAACUGCUACAGCUGAAUAGCACUGAGCUCAAGGCCCUCGGAGUCACUUCUUCCCAGGAUCGAAUGCUGAUCAAGAAGAAGAUCAAAGACCUUAAAGUUAUGAUGGAAAAGGCCAAGAGGAACCAAGAAAAGAUGGAAAAACAGCGCGAGAAGUUGCGGAAGAGAGAGCUGGAGCAGCAGCAGAAAGAUGCACGCAAAGAAAGCGCAGCAGAGUGAAACGAGCCCUCAGAUUACCUCCCGUUUUACUGUAGCACCACACCAAGUAGCACCUUGCGGAACAGAACGUCAGGAGGCCCCACAAAUGAACCCUGAGGGACACCUACUUACUAGUUCUAAAAGGUGGAGCUCCACACCCAGCUGUCAGUUGUUGUUGAGUGACCUUUUCACCAACCAAAUGAAACCAAAAUGAGCAGUUGGAUAACAGAAUGCUGCCCUUCAUUUGCCUCGUUUUACAUCCAUUCUGUGUUUUUUGCCAGAAUUUAUGGAUUCUAUUUUGCUGUUUAUAGCUGUAAAUUGGUUUUAUUUGUUCAUGUCCAGAGUACACCUGUGAAAAGUUCAUCUCAUCCUUCUGCCACAUCAUCUCUAGAGACUUCUCUUACCCAUUACAGCACCUAGACAUAAGGACAGUGUACAGUGCUAAAUAAGGAUGUCUGACUUAUGUAUAUCCUGUUGAAGUCGAUGGAAUCUCUUUAUGGCUUUGUUGAAGCGCAUACAGUUCAGGUCUUUGUGUUGAAUUAUAUGAGGUAGUCUUCAUCUCCCACCACUGGGUGUCCCCAUGGUGCUUACUUUUACUACUGAAGAAGGCAACACUGGAACUAUCCUAAAGGAGCUGAACUGGAAAUUAGAGCUUUUCUGGGAGAAAUGAGCUCCCCAGUUUCUUGCAAGAACACUGGAAGUGCGACCACUGUAAAUUUGACCUGUGUACUGGCGUACAGUGCCCCUUACCAUAUACAUGUACCAUACUAAAGCUGUUUAAAGUAUGAAUGAUAAAGACAUCCUGAACUGAAUGGGCUUGUUCUAAUAGAGAUUUCAGGUACUGUGUAAUUAUUAAAUUUUUAACUUGCCUAACCUGAACCACAAGAACAGAAAAGCUGAUAAAAAAAUGAAACUUCCUGCUUAUAUGCAUAAUGUUGCUUUGACUCCCGCUUGUAACCUGCUUUUGACCUCUUUUUAUAGUCUCUCAGUAACAAAGUAAUACCUGCCGCUGCCUUUAGAAAUUCUAGCUUAGUAGAAUUUUUCCAAACUCUGCCCGCUUCUGUGUGAGUGUCAGAACACAUACAAUAGACUAAACUAUGUCCUCCAUCCUGUCAUGUUAUUAUCUCACAUGACAAAGUUUGUCAUGCAAAUUUCUCUGGAAUGUCCUCAAGUAACAUUUUGUAAUGCUGCCAUAAAGAUGCUUUCUGUGAUCAAAGACACCAAAAGUGCAGAAGCUGUCUUAAAGAUGAUUCCACCUGAAACUUUGAUGUUACACUGGAAAUUGUACCUUACAGCUGCAGUAUAUUUUUGAUUUUAUUAUGAAAUUAGUUCAUUUAGGACUCAAAGCAUUUUUAUUUACUUUUUGGAAUAAUUUCAGUUCUUGUUUUAAGCUUUUGAAGCUCAUUGAGAGACAUUUUACCUGUGUUACUUCUUUAUCAUUCCCAAGAUUUAUUCCAUAGGUUUACAUUCAAAUUAGAUCCACCAUGAGAGCUAUACAGGCAGCUGUAAUGAUAUCUUUGUUUUAAGGACCCUGUCUGGUGUGCUGCUAAAAGGUUGAGAACAAGAAUAGAUGGGGUUACCCAUACUUCCAUGCAGGUAUCAAUGACAGUAGAUCGUUUUAUUAUUUAUUUAUUCUUGUAUUUAAUGAAGCAAUGUACUAUUGUUUAUGAUAACAAGUAAGAGGAUUAUUAACACUUAAUUAUUUAUCCAGAAUUGUAUGAUUACCUACUUUUGCCAAAACAUGAUUAGAAAGUGAUUGAAAUUCAAAUGGCUGUUAUCGAAUGAAGGAUUUAACGGUUUAUAAUGGAAGGAGAGAUAAAAAGUCAGUAGUAUUGUCCCAUCGUGCUUGUGGUUUUCCUCUAACACCACCAUAGUGCUGCUCCCAUGCUAUUCCAAUAAACCGCUCAUGAUGUAUUCUUAUGAAA